This is a messenger RNA of Elephantulus edwardii (Cape elephant shrew), 1017 nucleotides long. Its product is annotated as testisin-like. Gene Ontology annotation, biological process: proteolysis. The transcript has 7 exons. Gene Ontology annotation, molecular function: serine-type endopeptidase activity. The coding region runs from base 1 to 1017 and encodes 338 amino acids. The record is from RefSeq and is a predicted model, not a curated record. NCBI's taxonomy places the organism in Eukaryota, Metazoa, Chordata, Mammalia, Macroscelidea, Macroscelididae.
AUGGACGCGCUACUGCUGUGGUUGCUGCUGUCCCAGGCCUGUCUCCUGGGGCUGAGCGAGCUUGGACCGGGCCCCACCACCCCGGGGAACAUAUCUCCACUUGUCACAAGAUUGCAGAACGGAGAUUCGCCACGUUCAGGGAAGUGGACCAUGCUCUCCGCUCAGGUGCGCGUUGGUCUGUCCAUGGCAGCACCCUGCGGAAUCCGGAAUGUCUCCACGCGCAUAGUGGGCGGCAAGACCUCGAAGCUCGGGGCAUGGCCCUGGCAGGGCAGCCUACGCCUGCAUAGAAGGCACACCUGCGGAGCCAGCCUGCUGAACCAUCGCUGGGUGCUGACGGCUUCACACUGCUUCAAACAGGAUUCCAGGGAUCCACGGCACUGGAAUGUCCAGUUUGGCGAGCAGACUUCCCGGCCAUCUCUCACGAGUCUGCAGGCUUAUUUCAACCGCUACCAGGUAGAAAGGAUCGUGCUAAAGUCAGGUGUCAGUGGGUCCUCCCAUGACAUCGCCCUGCUGAAGCUGUCCUCGCCUGUCACCUUCAAAAAGAACAUCCAGCCCAUCUGUGUGGUGAACUCCACCCUGAAGUUCCAGCACCGCACUGACUGCUGGGUAACUGGCUGGGGAAAGACGAAGGAGCAUAAAGAGCUAGGGUACCCCUACUACCUCCAGGAGGUACAGAUUGCCAUCAUCGAUAGCAGGAGGUGCGACCUCAUGUUUUCCCUGCCUAGUUUCCGCGCUUUGAUCAAAGGAGGCAUGCUUUGUGCAGGUGCCCAGGAAGGCGGCAAAGAUGCUUGCAGUGGUGACUCUGGCGGCCCCUUGGUCUGUGAGGAUAGCAACGUGUGGUACCAGAUCGGAAUUGUGAGCUGGGGCGUGGGCUGCGGACAACCAAAUCGACCAGGCGUCUACACCAACGUCAGUAUGUACUUCCAAUGGAUGCAGAGGACCAUGGACCAUGGUCAGUCCAGGACAGACCCCUCUGCUCUGCUGUUGCUGGUGGCUCUGCUCUGGGCACCUCUGUGA